AGCGGGAAGCGAACGUGCAGCGGGGACGAGUCUACGUAAAGAGGCGGAGGAAAAAUAUAUGAGACAAGGGAAGCCAUCAUUCCAAGAAUUAGCUGGAGGACAAAGAUCAGAAAAUGUUUUCACUUCAGGAUGAGCUUGAAAGGACUGCAAAUGAGCAAAAGCUAGACAAGGUUCUGAGAGGAGAAUGCGGACUGCGGAACGAACAGGGGACUUCAUCUUCACACCAAACACAAUGUCUUCUUGCUGAGUUACAGGCUCAGGAGCAUACCAUUUACCAGCUUCGAAGUGAAGAGUGUAACUUGAAAUCUCAGCUUAAGGACUGGAAAGCGAAGGUUGCACAUCUGCAGAAUAAACUAGACACGUCUGACAAGUUAUAUGGGCAAGCCAAGCACCAGCUUUUUGAGUAUGAAAAAAGAAUAUCUGAUUAUGAAUUGGAAAACAGUGUUCUAAGAGCAAGUAACGAGGAACAAGCUGCUCAGCUUGAACACUUGAAGCUAAAUAUUCAACAACACAGUCCUUGUUCAAUGGCCAUUCAGAACAUGUCCACUGAAGGACAUACCCAGGGGCACAAUGCUUUUGUGACUCCUCAAUCUAAUUCCAUGGCUCUUGAUAAGAUGUACCUUGAAGCUGUGAAACAGUUCAACCUAGAACAGAAGGUGACCAAAGAACUCGACAAAGAGAUAAGACGCAUUACAGCCCAGCUGGAUGAUACCAAAACGGAACUAGCAGGGGUGCGAGGUGAUCUUAUAGCUACCGUGGAGAAAUUUAACAGUGCAAAGGAAGAGAUACGUUUUAAGGAAGAUUUAAUUCUAAAGGCAAACGAGGAACACAAACAACAAAUCAACCUUUUAGUUGAUGACCUUAAAACCUCUCAAGAAAUGUGCGAGCAAUCGAAUAAAGAGAUUUUGAAAUUGGAGCAGGCAAUAAUUGAACACAGAAAGGAAAUGAAACAACUUCAACGUCUUUACCAGGACACGCUGGAAAAAAAUGGCCGAUUAGAGGCAAAAAUUGAAACCCACAUGAUAACAGCUCAGAGUGAACAAGAUGUACUUUUAAAUGAGAUCUCUUGCAAAGAAGAAAUUAUCCAUAGAAUGAAAAUGCAGGAAAUUGAUCAUGAAGAAAAGUUGAGAAUAGCAGAAAAACAGAUGCAAUAUCAUGAGAAUAAAUUUCACGAAUUACAACGCAAGUAUCUGGAUGUUACAGAUUAUGCAAAGCAAAAGGAAGAGAUAAUAGAGUCACUUCUGAAACAACUUGAACAGGCAAAGUUUGCAAAGGUAGAAGCAAAAACAGAGGCAAACAAUUAUGGGGAAACUAUCAGGCAUUUACAUUCGGAGCUGGCCUCACUACAGACUUCUGAAGACUCUACAAGGAAAAUAGGCAUUGUUAAAGACCAUAUUAACACGGAGCUGUAUGAAGAAUGUGAGAAACUAAAGUGUAUUCUUGGGGAAAUGCAGUUCAAGCUUAGCAAGAAUGACGCAAAGAUUAACGAGCAAAACUCUGAAAUCGGGAUCUUGAAAUGUGACUUGCAUGCAAAGACAGAAGAGAUACAUAAAUUGGAAGCACAAAUACAAAAGCAGCAAGAGUCUUUGCACAGAGCCAGCGACAGACUGAAGGACACGCAGAAGGCUGCUGUGAGUAAGAUUCAUGACAAAGAAACCAAACGUGAGGCCCUACAGAAGGAGCUAUUAAAAGCUCAAAACCAGUACUCUGCAUGUUAUGAUGAGUUAGUCCACCGGGAGAAACUUUUACAUAAACUUAAGGAAGAAAAUAUUCAGCUGACAGAGCAAAUCAAGCAGCAGUCCCAGGAUAUUUCCAAGAUGAGUGAAGAAAGGAAGAAACUGGAGCUGAAACUGGCAGUUGUCACAGAGAGACAUAAAACUGCACAACAAGAGGUUAAUAACAGAGAUCAAAUCAUUUUACAACUAAAAACAGAUUUGAAAACUUCACAGGAGAAAUAUUCCGGCUCUCAGGAGGAACUUGGUAUACAAGAGGAAGAAGUCUCAAGACUCCUACAGAAGUUGAAGUGUUUGCAAGCUGAGGCUCGUGAACUGUGGGAAAAAUGUAACAAUCAGGAAGAUUUAAUCAAUCAGAUGGAAAAAACAAAGCAACAAUUACUUAAUGAGCAAGAGAUUCAUCUGGGACAGAUUCAGAACUACACUGCAACAGUGGAGAAACUGCAGGUUGAUCUGGAUAUUGCCAAACAGGCCCAUACCGCAGACCUAGAGCGAUGGAACCAAAAAUCUUCCCUAAUGCAAAAAGAAUUGUCCCGUGCUACUCAAGCACACCAGGAAGAUCUGCAAAAGAUACAAGUAUACAAAGAAAAAGUAGCCAGUCUAGAAAUAAGUUUAGAACAUGCUGACAUAAAUUUUCAGGAGGCAAAACAGAAGGUGGAGGAUCAGAAUGAAACAAUUAAACAUCAUAAGUUGGAGAUCGAUAACUUACAGCACCAAAUAAAAACUCUUGAACAAACAAUAAUGGACAACUGCAAUCAGGCCAAGACCUCGGAGACGUCUCUGGAGCUGUACAAAAACAAAUAUCGAGCUUGUAUCGAUUCCAUGAAAACUGUUGAAAAACUUGUGGAAAGUCUACAAAAACAAGUGAUCGAGUCAGCCAAAGAGAUUGCAAGUCAAAAAGAAACUAUCCAGAGCAAGGAGGCUGAGGUAUUGAUUCUUCAAAAUCAAUGUAAAGAAAAGAGCCACCAGGUACAAACCUUUGAAGACCUGAUUGACCAGUUAACUGGAGAGCUGCAAACCUCCAAGGAUGAUGUUAAAUUGAACAAAGAACAAUGCCGGCAAUAUGAGCAUCAGUUGACAACAAUGAAAGAAAAGGUUGACGAUCUUCAAAAGCUGGUAUCAGAGGCUGAAAACAAAAUAAGUAUCAUUUGCUCUGAGUUUGAGAUCCACAAGACCCAUCACAGCUAUUCCAAUGAAGAAUAUAACACGCUGUCAUUGCAACUGGAGGCAUCUCGGAAAGAGGUUGAAAACACGAGGAACCUACUCAACGAAAAAGCGUCCAAAAUCGAGGAGUGUCAGAAAAUCAUAGAAGAGCAAAAUAAAGAAGCUGUUAAUGUGCUUGUUCAGCAGAAAAAAUAUUCAUUUGAAAUUGAAGAGCUAGAAAAGACCUUGCAGUCACUGCAGCGGGAUAUCAUGACAUCCCAGCAGAAUCAUCAAGUGGAACUUGCUCAACUAGAACAGCAGAUAGCUCAGCUAGAUGCAGAACUCGCAGAAGCCAGGAAAUUCUGUUCUCAGAAAGAUCAGGCGAUAAGCAAAAGAGAUGACCUUCUGAGAAAGUCAGAGGCUGAUCUCCUGCAGGCAAGAGAAGAUAUCAAAGCAAAAGCGGCCGAGGCGGAGCACCUUGACAGCGUGGUCAAGAAAUUGGAAUACAGCAUCCAGGAUACAGAGAAAAAGAAGAAUCAAAAGGAGCUGGAAAACAAUGCACUCAAAGACCAGGCUAAGGAACUGAGUCAGGAGCUACAGGACGUACAUAAGCUGUACAGAGAAGCAGCUCAAGAACUUGCCAGUCAUGAAGAAAAACUUCUUCUUCAGGAAUCCAGCUUGAAAGCAACUCAAGAGCAGCUAAGCAAGCAAAUAGCUGAAACCGUUCGCCAAGAACAGAGCAGCAGGAGAUACCAGACAGAGCUGAAGACCUUAAAAGAACGCGUCACAGCUUCAGAAGAAGAAAACUGUGGAUACAAAGAAAUGCUUGAUAAGCUGAAGGCAGAACUGGCCACUUUAAAAUCUCAAAAUCAUCAAACCGUUCAGGAAAGUCUUCAAUUUCAACAAACGAACCACAAAUAUGAAAUAGAAAUGGUAUCUCUUCGAGGACAUGCCAAGAAUCUGCAGCAACAGAAUCAAAAGUAUGAAGAAAUUGUCAAAUGUCUGCGCGAGGAACUGAGUCUAGAGCAGAGUCAUCACCAAGAUGUCCAAAAACAAAUUGAUAAUUUACAGAAGAAGAGCUCUGACAUGGAGUCUGAAGUGCAAAGCCUAAGGGCCAAAAGGAAAAGUGACGCUCACAUGCUUAAAGCCCAAGAGAGCCACAUGAAGAAACUGGAGGAAGAACUACGCCAUGGACAGGAAAAAUAUAGCUGUUGUCAAGAUGAACUUUUAGGAGCACAAGCACAGUUGAAAAUAUGCCAAGUUAACCUUACUACUGCAGAGAAACAGAUAGAUCUUCUCUCCACAAAGGUCCAUAAGCAAGAAGAAUACCUUUUAGAAUUGACGUGCAACCAAUCUCAAGCUCAAAAGAACUUGAGCAGGAGAGAAGAGCAGCUAACUCUAGUUGAAAAAGAAUGCAUUGGCCUAAGGGAGCAGUUAAAGCUCAGUUCUGAAGAGGUAAUUCAAUUGCGAAAGGAGCUCAAAGAAUACGAAGGCAAGCAAAAUACUGCAAAUAAGGAGUUGGAAACCUUGCGCCAUGCUCUGGAAUCAACACAAACUGACAACAGUCGCCUUCAUCAGGAAAGUGAAUUUGUGUCUACAAACGUUAAUCAGUGGAUCAAAGAACAAAAACAAGCCAAUGAAAAUUUAGCUGAAAAAAUCAGAGAGCAAAACCAGCUCCUUGUCCAUCUGACUGCAGAAAGAGAUCACUUUCAGAAAAUGGAAGAGGCCUUGUCCACCGAGAUUAUAAAGUUAAGAGCUGAAUCAGUGGAGAAUAAAACUGAAAAUGAGCGAUUAAAGGCAAGUGGCACCGAACAACAAUCACUGCUUACAAAACUUAAGAGGCAGCUUGAAGCCCAAGAGCAUGAACAGAAAAGCUUUUUGGAGGAGAAACUGUCUGCCACGGAGGAUGUACACACUAGGUUAAAAGCCAACAUAAAAUUGAUUUACAUUCUAAACCAAAAGUUGAACAAAUUAAGUGAAGAAAAUGGACACUUGCAUCAGCAAUUAGAAGAGAAUGGUAGAUUUCAACAACUUUAG
Molecule: messenger RNA, 4913 nt
Organism: Spea bombifrons (plains spadefoot toad)
Lineage: Eukaryota; Metazoa; Chordata; Amphibia; Anura; Pelobatidae
Product: putative leucine-rich repeat-containing protein DDB_G0290503
Exons: 35
Coding region: 114-4913 (1599 amino acids)
Biological process (GO): spermatogenesis
Source: RefSeq, a predicted model, not a curated record